Phyllostomus discolor (pale spear-nosed bat) is the source of this 2717-nucleotide messenger RNA. It is a transcript of the gene SNX16, whose product is annotated as sorting nexin 16. The record is from RefSeq and is a predicted model, not a curated record. Lineage: Eukaryota; Metazoa; Chordata; Mammalia; Chiroptera; Phyllostomidae. The transcript is spliced from 8 exons. Gene Ontology annotation, molecular function: phosphatidylinositol binding. Gene Ontology annotation, cellular component: late endosome; extrinsic component of endosome membrane; early endosome. The coding region runs from base 496 to 1512 and encodes 338 amino acids. Gene Ontology annotation, biological process: endosome to lysosome transport; protein targeting to lysosome; early endosome to late endosome transport.
CAGUUAGGAAAACUAGGUACCGUAGCCUGAGCUGCUCAACAUUUAUACAAAUAAAGCUGAGGCCGAGAAAGAAGAAUUCUUACCACGAAACUAGGUUAAAGCCAGCCGCCAGAGAGCCCUGGCCCAAUUCCUGCUAAUGCCUCCGGGGGCGGCGCCCUCGUGUGCCGUCACUUCCCUUAGCGCUGCUCACCCCGCCCAACCUCUCCCCUCCCAGAGUAGGGUCUAGUGUUUGCGCGGGGUUGAGGCCACCCGAGGCUCCGAGCGGCUGCUGUCAGUGUGUUGGGACUUGUGAGACUGCUGGACAGUACGGGUGGGGACUGAGAGCUGCGGAGAAAGUGGGUCGGAUUUAACCUGCACUGGAAGCGUGCUGGAGUUGGACGGCGGAGUGCACUCAGAUAGCAAAUUCCUAAGAAGAAAAUAAUGGAUAGCACAUCAGUUGCUCUCUAAGUGUUUGGACACAGAAGUGUGCAGGAUUGUAGCAAAGCCCAGAAGAAGAUGGCAACCCCUUAUGUGCCAGUUCCUAUGCCCAUAGGGAACUCUUCUUCCAGCUUUACAACCAACAGAAAUCAAAGAAGUUCUUCUUUUGGGAGUAUUUCAACAAACUCAAACUCUUCCAAAGGCCAGUUAGAAGAAUCAAAUAUGGGAAACUUAAAACAGACAAGUGUACCUGAUCUAAUGGAUGGCAGCCCCCUCGUUAGGACUAAAUUUACAAAUGCAAAUUCUUCCAUUGAGUAUUCUACUAGACCAAGAGAAAGUGAAGAACAAAAUUCUGAAACAGUGAAUUUGGAAGAUAGGCCUUCUACACCUACUAUUUUAGGUUAUGAGGUGAUGGAAGAAAGAGCUAAAUUUACUGUAUAUAAAAUUCUAGUAAAGAAAACCCCAGAAGAAAGUUGGGUAAUUUUCAGAAGAUACACUGACUUCUCUAGGCUUAAUGAUAAAUUAAAAGAGAUGUUUCCAGGCUUUCGAUUAGCACUUCCACCAAAACGCUGGUUUAAAGAUAAUUACAAUGCCGACUUUUUAGAAGAUAGACAAUUAGGAUUACAAGCAUUUCUUCAAAAUUUAGUAGCUCACAAGGACAUUGCUCAAUGCCUGGCAGUGAGAGAAUUUCUUUGUCUGGAUGAUCCACCAGGUCCAUUUGAUAGCCUAGAAGAAAGCAGGGCUUUCUGUGAAACUUUAGAGGAGACAAACUACCGUUUUCAGAAAGAAUUAUUUGAAAAACAAAAAGAGGUGGAGUCACUGAAGAAACUGCUCAGUGAGAAGCAACUACAUAUAGAGAUGCUAGAGAAAAGGAUCAGAGCAUUGUGUUUAGAACCUGAGGAGUCACUGCACUUGUCAGGUACAGAAGGUGAACAGAUCCUAAAGGUGGAUGCCCCUGUACUUCAGUUUGGUCAAGAAUUCUUGGAUGAAGAAUCCAGAGCUGAUGACAAGUCAUGCUUAAGUUUUAGUGAACCUGAAAAUUCUGUGUUAGAGGUAGAAGUAGCAGAAGUGGCUUACCAUGCAGAAGAAGACUAAUCCAUCAUAGCCAUUCCUUCCCUUUCUACAUCUCAGCAGCUUUAGAUUAUUUACUGAAAAUAGCGAGAAUGCACAUGUAUAAAGUUUACAUGAAGGAAAGUGUUUUAAGUUAUGGGGGUAAGAAGUAUAUUCACUGAUACUUUAAAUUGUCUUUUAUUCAACCUUUGGAUUUAAUACACUAAAAAAAAUCUAGAGUUCUGCUAUCAAGACCCACAUCCUUAAAUACUGUGCAUAAAUUAUUUUGGUUUUUUUUGUCAGUAUAUUGCUCCAAACCACCAAUGUGUGUUUAUGUUACCAGUUAUAUUAGUCAAAUGGAAAUUUAUUGCAUGUUGCUCUCACCGUCUGGUUGAGAUAUACUUCUUUGUGUCUCUGCCAUGAUUUAGUUGGUAAAGAACUAAGUUUUAAAUGUUGAAAUGUUUACCAUCUCAAAAUAAAAACUGCUUAUUUAGAAUGCUACUAUUAAAAGUAGAAAACUUUCUAGUACCAAAGGAAAACUAUUUGAAAGAGCUGUGAUAAUAUAACUAAAGUGCUAAAAUAGCCUUGAUUUUAAAAGUUAAUUCAUUAAUAUCAAAAUACUAUAAGUGUCCUGGUUUAUUGUUAUACUUGUUUAUUUUCUACAUAAUCUUUAUCUUAAAUCUCUACCUAUAGAAUCAUUGAGUUUGCCUCUUUGAGAACGCUACCUCUUUUGCUAAGCAAGGCAUACUCUUUUGAAAAUACAUUAUGGAUUCUAAGCAAAUAAGGAGUUAUUCAAAAAAAUACAAAUAAAAAGCCAUACACACACACACACACACACACACACACACACAGAGUUCCUAGCUAUGUAGACUCCUGGCAUUGCAUGUCUAUAUGUAUAAAUAUGUUGCUAUAUUCUGUUCUUGGCAAUUUUCUUUUUAAUAUAUUUAGCCAAGUGAUGCACUUUAUGGUAAUUAAAGUCUUUCGUGCCAAGUUGAAUUGGUGAAUUUCUUUAGUGAGUAGAGUUACGUACGGCCUUCAGUACUUCGCUUUUUACAAGUCUCCUGGGGUCUGCCUAUUUAGCUUUAUAAAAAAGUGUUCAUUUCUGUUUUGUGUACAGUUGUCAAAAGUGCCUUGUUUCAUUUUUAUAGUGUGGAGUUAUUCAUUUUCUAUUUCUACUGUUUUGCAUAUUGCUGUUAGUAAGCAUCAUAAUAACGCUAGCAUUUUGAGAUCCUAGUUGAUAUAUUGAACUC